AUGUGGAAGAUUUUAUAUAUCAUCUGCGUUAUUCUUCAAUUCUUGCCAAAUUUAGCUUUUGUGACAUUCACAAACUUGAAAUGCAUCAACAGUGACAAAAAUUUUUGCGAAUUCUCCAAAUGUAAUAUCAAGGCAGUGAAUCGAACACAUAAAUAUUUGGAAUUACAUGCUGUCAUUCAUCAAGUACCAGUUAAUAAUAUAACGAUUCGUUUGAAAACAAUGCACUUUAAUAAUGGCUAUAAGCCAUUCUUUAUCGAUGUCACAUUCGAUGCAUGUAAUUUUCUGAAAAACCCAAAGAAUAUUUUUGUAAAAGCAUUCUAUGAUGUUUUCAAAAAAACAUCCAACAUGAAUCACACUUGUCCCUAUAAUCAUGAUCUGAUAGUAGACAAACUAUAUACUGGCAAUCUCGAAACGGAUUUGUUAGGAAUAAUACCCGCAGCUAGCGGACGGUAUGCCGUAUAUAUGGAUUUCUCUGUCCUUGAUACACCUCGUGCUUCAGUUAAUACAUACUUUACCUUAAGUUAA
Molecule: messenger RNA, 525 nt
Organism: Drosophila willistoni
Lineage: Eukaryota; Metazoa; Arthropoda; Insecta; Diptera; Drosophilidae
Exons: 4
Coding region: 1-525 (174 amino acids)
Source: RefSeq, a predicted model, not a curated record